AUCCAAGCCAACAUUUGCAGUUGGAAGUUCACGUAGUAGUGUAUCACGGUCAGCGAGGCACCUUCAAAUGGAACUGACAUUUUUGAUUGGGCACGACGGUGCAAAUAUAAAACGGGAACAUUCACGUCGAGCGUGUACCCCAUGUCGCCAGAAAAAGAAGCGAUGUUUCCACAAUAGAUCGAAUACUCUGAAACGGCCUAUUCAAGCAGAUGAAUUUCGUCUACGUCGGGCGGGAGCUUACACACAGGAUGGAUCAGAUACGUCGUUGCGGCAUGUGUCCGUCUCAGAGUCUCCUACUCACGAAAGACCGAAUACUUCGUCACCUCGAGGGAUCGCAGAACAGCAGCCUUCUUGUCAACCCACCUCAAGUGUACUGAAUACCGAUGAACCGAAACCAGAUUCUCAUCACUUUUCCUGUGACUCUAAUCCCAUCGUGACAUUGAUAGACAGCCCGGAGACAAGACUCCAGAAUGGCCACUCUCAAAGAGGGGAUGUUGGGGCAUGGCUGUAUGACAAGCGCACCACCGCUCCAGUAAAUAAAACCAAAUAUUUUCCCACCCUUGCAGGAUUUUAUCCAUACCAGUCAACAGGUGAAGGUAGCCUUUUGCCGUCAAAGCAAAGUCAAGAAGUAUUGAUUGACAUUUAUUUUCGUCGGAUACAUCCUGUAUUACCACUGCUCGACGAGGAUGAAACGCGGUCUCAGUUCACGAACGGCACCAUUUCUCUACCCCUUCUCCAAUCUAUCUGUCUAACUUCCUCAAAAGACCUGAGCGCAGUAUCUCUUCUAAAUGUCGGCUCUGAUACAGCAGUACUACCGCUUGAAAAAUUCUGCGAACUAAUCUACAAUGACAUUAUGAAAAACAUGCUUAGGGGUGAGGAGAAGAAAAAAACUGUUAUAAUACAGAUUUUAACGCUUCUGUCACUUCAUGAGUGGGGCCCUGAUGGCUCCGAAUACUGCUCUUUAAGCUUGAGCCAAGCCAUCCACCACGCGCAGACUCUCGGUUUGCAUUUACUAAAGGCUCAUGAUCCAUCAAAGUUUUCUUUGAGAGCUUUAUUCUGGUGCUUAUGGAGUCUUGAUAAAUGGAAUGCCGCCAUCAAUGGAAGACCGGUCAUGAUUCACGACUGUGAUAUGGGCCAAGAUGUUGCCGACGUUAUUCCAUUAUUUGAACCACCUUUUCGCAUCUGGCUUCGUCUCGCGGAUCAACUUGGGGAAGUAAUCAGGUUCUAUCGACCAAUGAAGAAUAAAAUAUUUGAACAGGAUCUCGAAAUUCCCACCUUUGAGGAAAUUGUCGGAAGCUCUGACGCGUGGGAUACAAAUAUUGAACAUCUCAAUUCUCUUGAGCUUUUCUAUCACGCAAUUGUUGUCCUCUUUACCCAUUCAAAAGGCUUACAAGGCCGUUCUCAUUCUCGAAUAUCAAAGAUUCGUCAAAGCCAAUCGAUUAUGAUGAUUAAUACCCUCGUCCGAAAUAACCGGAUGGAGGAUCUGUUGCCGAUACCUAUGUCUGCAUAUACACUGUCACUCGCCUUUUCGAUAACUUAUAUUCAGUUUAAAGAAAGCAAAUUGUCGAGUUCUCGAGUUCUGGCAACAGAAAAUCUCGAGCUAUUCUAUAAGCACCUGAAAUCAUUAAGCGAUACAUGGUGGUUAGCGAGUGUGAUGAUGCGCCUGGGCAAGCGUGCUUUGGACUUUAUUCGCCGGCGGAUAGUACAGGAAGAGCCCCAUGGUUUCCAAACAGAUGCAGCACAGUUGAAUAUAGAGACUUGCAUCAGAUUUCCGUCUCUUAACGGAGUGUCCUCUGCUCCUUGCACUAGGUCGCAAGAUACCGCUAGCAGCCUUCAAAGGCAGGGUAAUGCUGAGGACAACAUUAAAUCGCCUGAAAACAGUCUCUUCGGGUCAGCUAUUUUAUCCGAGUUUUCCAGGACCUUGGAAAAUUCCACUACGUCAUCCUCGGAUGAGGGAUACUUUGAUACAUUUUUUGAAAACUUUGCAGAUGUCAACUUCCCCAGUGCUUCAUGCGAUCAGUCAUUUUGGUACCCUGAGUUGGCAGUUUGAGAUUUACGUAGGUUAAAUAUGUACCUAUUAAUGGAAGAACGCUACUAGCUCAUCCAAGUAUUUGGUAUAUACAGGAGGCGAGGUUAUACCAAUAUCAACUAAUAGGUUGAUACAACACAUGUCUAGCUAAAAGUCGACCUCAAUGUGCUAGAAUAUUGUAAAAUUCUACAUAUCAAUAUGUCUUGGUCAUAC
Messenger RNA from Talaromyces proteolyticus, 2242 nucleotides. RefSeq lists its product as uncharacterized. Lineage: Eukaryota; Fungi; Ascomycota; Eurotiomycetes; Eurotiales; Trichocomaceae. The transcript has 3 exons. Gene Ontology annotation, molecular function: DNA-binding transcription factor activity, RNA polymerase II-specific; zinc ion binding; DNA binding. The record is from RefSeq and is a predicted model, not a curated record. Gene Ontology annotation, biological process: DNA-templated transcription; regulation of DNA-templated transcription. Bases 68 to 2050 code for a protein of 660 amino acids.